UCUAGAAACAUCUGCUUGGGUUGGCUCAAAAUUCAAAAACGAAAGAAACCGUUGGAGAGAAGAGAGAAGUAUUAUUAUCUGGGAGUGAUAAAGGAGGAAUAGGGAGAGCGAAAUUUGAAAAAAGCAGAAGAGCGGGCGAGUGAAAUGAGUUCGAAAGAAAGCUGCAGAAGCGAACUUCGCAUCGCAAUUCGACAACUGAGCGAUCGUGGUCUCAAUUCCGCUUCCAAAUGGGCAUCGGAACAAUUGGUAGGGAUCGAGCAAGAUCCAUCCAAGUUCACCCCUUCCAAUACCAGGUUUCAGCGUGGAAGCUCAAGUAUUCGCCGCAAGUACAGAACUCAUGAGGUCACCGCUACCCCCCCUGCCGGUGUUUCCUAUGUUGUUACGCCUGUUAUGGAGGAGGAUGCCCUUGUUGACACUGAUUUUUACCUUUUGGCUAAAUCUUACUUCGAUUGCCGUGAGUAUAAGAGGGCUGCUCAUGUUCUUCGUGAUCAAAUCGGACGCAAAUCCCUCUUCUUAAGAUGCUAUGCUCUCUAUCUGGCAGGAGAAAAGCGAAAAGAGGAAGAGAUGAUAGAACUUGAAGGACCUCUGGGUAAGAGUAAUGCCGGGAAUCCUGAAUUAGUUUCUUUAGAGAAGGAGUUAUCUGCACUUCGCAAGAAUGGCACAAUUGAUCCCUUUUGUUUGUACUUAUAUGGUAUUAUACUGAAACAGAAAGGCAACGAAAAUUUGGCACGGACAGUUCUUGUGGAAUCUGUAAAUAGCUACCCUUGGAACUGGAAUGCCUGGACUGAGCUGCAAUCCUUAUGCAAUUCAGUUGAUACCUUGAAUAGUCUUAAUCUUAAUAGUCAUUGGAUGAAGGAAUUUUUUCUUGCCGGUGUAUACCAAGAGUUAAGGAUGCAUAGUGAGUCUCUGUUAAAAUAUGAAUACCUACUCGGAACUUUUGGUUUUAGUAAUUACAUCCAAGCCCAAAUUGCUAAAGUCCAGUACAGUUUGAAAGAAUUUGAUCAAGUUGAAGCUAUAUUUGAAGAACUGCUGAGGAAUGAUCCUUACAGAGUGGAAGACAUGGAUAUGUACUCCAAUGUGUUAUAUUCUAAGGAAUGCUUUUCUGCUUUGAGUUACCUUGCCCAUAGAGUAUUCCUGACUGAUAAGUACAGACCCGAAUCUUGUUGUAUUAUUGGGAAUUAUUACAGUUUAAAGGGGCAACAUGAAAAAGCAGUUGUAUAUUUUAAGAGAGCCCUUAAACUGAACAAAAAUUAUCUCUCUGCUUGGACACUUAUGGGUCAUGAGUUUGUAGAGAUGAAAAACACUCCUGCCGCUGUGGAUGCCUAUCGUCGAGCUGUUGAUAUAGACCCGUGUGAUUAUCGUGCUUGGUAUGGACUAGGACAAGCUUAUGAAAUGAUGGGUAUGCCUUUUUAUGCGCUUCAUUACUUCAAAAAAUCAGUUUUCUUGCAGCCAACAGAUUCUCGAUUGUGGAUUGCUAUGGCUCAAUGCUAUGAAACUGACCAGCUCCGCAUGCUUGAUGACGCAAUAAAGUGUUAUAAAAGGGCAUCGGAAUGUAAUGACAGAGAAGCAAUUGCUUUGCACCAACUAGCAAAGCUGCAUUCAGAGCUGGAACGCCCAGAAGAGGCAGCAUAUUACUAUAAAAAGGAUUUAGAGAGGAUGGAAGAUGAAGAGCGUGAUGGACCUAACAUGGUUGAGGCUUUGCUCUAUCUUGCAAGUUAUUAUAAAAUGCAGAAAAGAUUUAAAGAGGCAGAGGUUUAUUGUACUCGUCUUCUUGAUUAUACUGGCCCGGAGAAGGAGACAGCAAAAAAUUUACUCAGAGUAAUGCGAUCCUCACAAUCUAGUUUCCCUUCAUCGGAUGUUGAGCACUUUCCUCCGUAAUGUCUUUUGAUUAAGUACUGGUGUUCUGUGCCACAUUUUUCAAUUUUGGUUUAGAUUCAUUCUCAUACUUGGUGCUGCAUCAGAAUUCAGAACUAAUGACAAACAUGAAAAUGAUAAGAAUCAUUCUCAUACUUUAAUGCAUGCUGCUAUAGUAGGUAAGUAUCAUAGCUCA
Vicia villosa (hairy vetch) is the source of this 2050-nucleotide messenger RNA. RefSeq names its product anaphase-promoting complex subunit 8-like. The transcript has 4 exons. NCBI's taxonomy places the organism in Eukaryota, Viridiplantae, Streptophyta, Magnoliopsida, Fabales, Fabaceae. Gene Ontology annotation, biological process: cell division. Gene Ontology annotation, molecular function: protein binding. Bases 145 to 1878 code for a protein of 577 amino acids. Gene Ontology annotation, cellular component: anaphase-promoting complex. The record is from RefSeq and is a predicted model, not a curated record.